AUGCCACCGAAAACUGCUGAACUUCUGCUGAAGUACUCGAAUAACUGCUGUGGGAAAGCUGAAAGAUCUGUCAUGUUUGCAGGCUGUUUAGAAGGUGUGGAGGCACAACACUUGGAUGAAUGGUUUGGACAUCUUCACUUCACAACAUCCAAAGAAGCUGCAUCAUUUUAUUAUCAAAUGAAAGACAAUCCAAAGGAUGGGCCUUUCAGUCAUGUUAGAUUUGUUGCCACCAAGUAUUUUUCCACAGGAAUUACUGAUGGAGUUGUAAGUGACAAGAAUGAGCAUAAAGAAGAUGAAGAGAAAAAAAGGAAACUCAACAUGCUAGAUGAGAAAAAGGAGAAAUCACAGCAAGAUGUGCUGGGCCAGAGAAACCUCCGAAAUAGCGAUCUAAUUUUAGUAUUGUCACACUAG
Paraglomus brasilianum is the source of this 411-nucleotide messenger RNA. NCBI's taxonomy places the organism in Eukaryota, Fungi, Glomeromycota, Glomeromycetes, Paraglomerales, Paraglomeraceae. The record is from the annotation of a GenBank genome assembly.